Molecule: messenger RNA, 1038 nt
Organism: Zymoseptoria tritici IPO323
Lineage: Eukaryota; Fungi; Ascomycota; Dothideomycetes; Mycosphaerellales; Mycosphaerellaceae
Exons: 4
Coding region: 1-1038 (345 amino acids)
Source: RefSeq, a predicted model, not a curated record
AUGUCCGACGACAUGGCCCGCUUGCUCGCCUCCCGUCCUCCACAAGAAAAUCUUAUGCCGAGCACGUCUCAUGUGACGCCCUGGUGGAACGUGAACGACGAGAUCUCCGCCAUGCUGUCGCAAGCGGGUGAUGUGUUGAGCCAACCGCAUCCCGAGAAUUUUGAUGUCGCGGCGAACGCUCUCGUCCCGGAGGAACAGAACGCUUUGAUUCGAGAAGUGACCUCUCCUAUAGAAGGCAUCAAUCUUGGCUCGGCGAGUAUGGCCACGAUUCAACUUCCGAGUACGAGUACGAUCACUACCACGCCCCCCGCAGCGCCUUUCACAGCGGCUGCCGCUGCUGCCACCUCUGUCGAUCGUCCCGAUACGGCGAUUGGCAGCCCAGCUUCGACCAUCGGCGCUACUUUGUCGGCGCAUGACUCAUCCAUCUCAGCAGCCAUGACCAAAACCAUGCCACGACAGGAUUCAAUGGACCAUACGGCAAGGAAAGAUCUGACCAAUCCGAGUGACUUCGAGGACCAAAUUGUGCUGCAAGAGCUGCUAGACGUGCUGAGCAGUCAAUUUUGCCGGUACCACGGAGCAUCAAACCCAGCGACUGGUUCAGUGGUUCUUGACGCUGUCGCCAAUCCUGACAACAAGUACAACUUCGUGUACAUCGAGCCUCCACCGCCUGAUGUCAGCUCACGAGUCCGCGAAGAUGGCACCGUGAUGGACGGCGAGAUUCCGGAGCCAGAGCAAGAGGUCCAAGACGAGCAUGCAGCUCAGGGCAGCGACAACGACGAUGAUGACUGGCAAGCUGCUGCAGAGCGCCAUGACUCAGAGCGCCGUCAGCAGCAGCAGAGUGAGGAACUUCCAAAGACUGAGCCAUGCCAACUGCCGCCGACCUCAAGGACUCUCCCAUAUAUGAGCCCAAAGUUCCUGUUCCUUCGGCCUGGACUUCAAUACCUAUUCGUCCUCACGGUACCCCUCGGCCAUACGUUCGACCUCUUCGACGAGAUUCGCCGCGCUCACUUCACUUUCCAAUGGCGAACGUUAUACUGA